CAUCCACCUCUCUUCCCCGCCCUCCACUUCUUCCUCCCGGCAGCCCCAGCCCCAGCAAGCACCCGGCUAGCCACCUCCAGCUGGGGCUCCGGAGAGCAAUCCGGCUGCCCUCCUGGGGCAGCCCAAAACAUGGAAGCCUUCGCAGGUUGCUGAUCACCGCCAGGCGGCUGCUGCAACGACUGCAGAGGCGCUGCGCCAAGCGGCGCAGGAGUCGUGCGAGCCGGCGGGACUGCGGAGGGCGAGUGGACCCAGGGUUUUUGGGAGAAGUCAAUGGCGUAAUCCAGGAAGCCCUGAACCACGUGCCAACUGGGAAGGUGAUGGUCAGCGAGGCCAGCCCGGCCUAACCUGGGCCUCCUACCCCUACACCAGGAGUCCUUCCAACCUGCAGCCCCAGCCAUGGAGGGAGGACUGGAUGUGGGAGGCAGGAUCUGAGGGGCAGGGACCUAGGCAGAAGCAGGGUUUGCUGGUGGAGUAGAAGAACCUCUUGCUACGCUGGUGGACAAGAGGCCCUUGUCCUGCUGUCCCCGUGACUGUGGUGGGGGUCUUCACCCCUUUGGGCGCCUUCACUGACCUGGAAGAUCUGGGGCUGGAUUGAUGACUCCUAGCCAUCCCUGAGGCUCUGCGAGCUGCCUGAGACUUUAAACCAGGGGUAGCAGUCUGUGCCAAGCCCCACUGAAUCCAUUGGCAGAGGCAGCCGCCUGCAGCCUAGCCUGCAGGUCCUCGCUUGGUUCUGGGGUGUCGUGCCGAAAGGCAAAAGGAGAAGCCAUGCCAGGGAGUGGCCCCAGUGAGAGGAUGACAUGGCCCGGCCCUGCCCUCCCUACGCCCCCCACAACCCGCCCUCUCUCCUCAGCCCCGGGAACACCGCCCAUCCCACCGCUAACCAGGACCCGCAGCCUCAUGGCCAUGUCCCUGCCGGGAAGUAGACGGACCUCUGCUGGAUCUCGCAGUGGGGGCACUUUAGGCCGUAGCGGCCUGGCUGUGUUCGCCCAGUGCCCGCAGCUGCCCGCCAGCCGGAAUGAGCAGCUGCCUGUUCUCCCCGCCCCCAGGCGUACUUCUCCACCUGUGAGUGUGCGGGACGCCUACGGCACCUCUUCCCUCAGCAGCAGCAGCAACUCUGGCUCCUGCAAGGGCAGUGACAGCAGCCCCACGCCGAGGCGCUCCAUGAAGUAUACACUAUGCAGCGACAACCAUGGCAUCAAGCCCCCCACCCCAGAGCAGUACCUGACUCCACUGCAGCAGAAGGAAGUUUGCAUCCGGCACCUGAAGGCCCGGCUCAAGGACACACAGGACCGGCUCCAGGAUCGGGACACGGAGAUUGAUGACCUGAAGACCCAGCUGUCCCGCAUGCAGGAGGACUGGAUUGAGGAGGAAUGCCAUCGUGUGGAAGCCCAGCUGGCUCUGAAAGAGGCCCGCAAGGAGAUCAGGCAGCUCAAGCAGGUCAUCGACACGGUCAAGAACAACCUGAUUGACAAGGACAAGGGGCUGCAGAAGUACUUCGUGGACAUCAAUAUCCAGAACAAGAAGCUGGAGACACUGUUGCACAGCAUGGAGGUAGCCCAGAACGGAAUAGCCAAGGAGGAAGGAACCGGGGAGUCGGCUGGUGGGUCCCCUGCACGCUCCCUCACCCGCAGCUCCACCUACACCAAGCUGAGUGACCCAGCUGUCUGUGGUGACCGCCACCCAGGGGAUCCCUCCAGCGCCUCUGCUGAGGAUGGAGCUGACAGUGGCUUUGUGGCUGCGGACGACACACUGAGUCGGACGGACGCCCUGGAAGCCAGUAGCCUGCUAUCAUCAGGAGUGGACUGUGGCCUUGAGGAAGCCUCAUUGCACAGCUCCUUCAAUCUGGGCCCCCGAUUCCCUGCUAGCAACACCUAUGAGAAGCUGCUGUGCGGCAUGGAGGCUGGAGUGCAAGCCAGCUGCAUGCAGGAGCGGGCCAUCCAGACAGACUUCGUGCAGUACCAGCCUGACCUAGACACCAUCCUGGAGAAAGUAGGCCAGGCUCAGGUGUGUGGGACAGUCCCCAAGGACAGGCACUCAGAGCUGGAUCCCCACCCCUCAGGGCCCAGAGACCCCAACUCAGCAGUGGUGGUGACAGUAGGUGACGAGCCUGACGUCCCAGAGCCUAUCACCUGUGGGCCAGCUACACAUCAGCCUGCAGCCAACUCCAACCCGGGACUGCCCGUGAGUGUGAUGUGUCCUGUGGAAGAGGAGGAGGAGGCAGCUACCACCGAAAAGGAACCCAAGAGUUACUGGAGCCGCCACUACAUUGUGGAUCUGCUGGCUGUGGUAGUACCAGCUGUGCCAACAGUGGCCUGGCUCUGCCGCUCCCAGCGGCGCCAGGGCCAGCCCAUUUACAACAUCAGCUCCCUGCUUCGGGGCUGCUGCACAGUGGCCUUGCACUCCAUCCGCAGGAUCAGCUGCCGCUCACUGAGCCAGCCAAGCUCCAGCUCAGCAGGUGGCUCCCAACUCUGAGGAGGCUACCAUACCAGCCCUCCACUUCUGGCAGCCUGACCACUGAUUGUAGGAUGCCAUUUGCUGCCCCCCCCCAUCAGAUCCCUGUGGUCAUCCUCUUAUUUACUUUCAGGUCUGGAAUAGCACCCCGCACCCCAAAUGUUAAUAGUAUCAGGGAUUCAGAAAGGCAUCCCAAAGCUUCAAGAGAAAAAGUAAAGGUGGCCAGGUGAAGAGGGAGAAACUAAGAGUCCCUCUGGCCCCUCUGGCCACCCAGACUCAGACAAGGCAGGCCUUGCUCAGAAGGUCUCUGGCUGUGUUGACCUGGGGAUCUUCCUUUCCCUUGCACCAUCCUUCCCAGCACCCAGCACACUCCAUGUCUUCUCUCCCAGGCCACCCCUUGCCCUCCCUCUCCUAGGCUCCUGGACCAGUAUUACCUCCUCAAAUGGAGGCAGCCAGGACCCAAAAUGCAGAGAACCACUCCAAGCAGGGUCUCGCUGCCCAGGUCCCACUGACACUCCAGCCUCUCCUCCUCCCUUGCCCUGGGAUACAAAAGUGUGAUCCAGCUGGAAUAACCAGCUCAGGCAGGAAGGGUAGAGAGCAGGGUAGGUUCUGUGUCUGUCUGUCUGUCCUCCAGGCCUUCCCCAUAGUCUGUUUUCCUCAUGGCGUCUGGGUGUGUUAGAUCUUCACAAACUGUCCAGUGCCCCUCACCACUCCUGACACACUAACCAUGGGAUUGGGAGGGAGUCCUUACCCAAGCCCCAGCUUCCAUUGGGUGAAUCCUCCAGCACAGAGAAGGCAAGGCCAGCAGCUCUUGGGGCCCUUUACUCAUCUGUAGCCUAGAGGUGCCUCAGCAAGUUGGGAAAGUCAGAGGCCACUUGCCCCAGGCCCCUUUGACCUCAGACCCUGUGUUUGCACUCCAUUCCCUUAGGGUCUUGGUUUCCCGCCCACCCCAGAACCCCAAGUCUGCUUACUUUCUGGGAUGAAGGCUUCCGAAUCUCUGACCCAGUUGUCUCCAGAGGAAGGUGACCAUCUGGAGGGAUCUCCAGGUGGUGUCCUGAAGCCACAGCAUCUGCCUAUCCAUGCCAAAGCAAGGUCCCCUGGGUGUGCUUCCUAAGCAGGGGCAUGGCCAGGCAGUGGGAGCCUGCCUGGGCUGCUCCUGGUCCAGGCCCAUUCAGCCUGGGAAGAUGCCCUGAGCCUCACUCCCCUCUUCUUCCCAGAGAGGCCAUACCUACUUGACUGGCCCACACCGGGGAGUUGGUGGAAGCCUGCAUCUCACUCUCUGACAUAGGAGCCGCUCUGGUUCUCUGCUGAGGUCACUUGCCCUCACCGUUGCCCCAGUGACCACUACUUGACUCAUGAGUUCUGCCCCUCCACUCUGUGCCCUCCCCGGGGGCACCUGCAUGCACUGCGAGUGGGCAGCCAGCCUAGCCAUCAGGGCAAGAGCCCUCUGCCACACGCUUUGUGCCUCCAAAACUCCCCCACCUUCACUGGGGCCUCAGACCAGCCAUCCUUGGUGGAGCACCCCUACCCCAGCUGAACCAAACCCAAAUGCCCGAGGCCUCGCUGGGGCUGCCCCAUAGGACACUGGGGUGGUGCCAUGGAGACAGGGGAUAGAAGUGAUCCAAAGCCAAGCCAGGACUGGCCAUGGACUGAGCCUCCUGUGCCAUGCACUCAUGGAGCUCCAUAUGUCUCCUUAGCAACAGUCGAAGCUCUGCUGAGAAAAUAAAUGUAUGAACUAUAUUUGACAACAUAAAAAUCCAUAUAUUUUUCA
Phodopus roborovskii (desert hamster) is the source of this 4222-nucleotide messenger RNA. RefSeq names its product syntaphilin (gene Snph). The record is from RefSeq and is a predicted model, not a curated record. The transcript has 7 exons. Lineage: Eukaryota; Metazoa; Chordata; Mammalia; Rodentia; Cricetidae. Gene Ontology annotation, cellular component: cytoplasmic microtubule; mitochondrion. Gene Ontology annotation, biological process: neuron differentiation. Bases 766 to 2472 code for a protein of 568 amino acids.